CGUGUAGCCUGCAUCAAUCCUCCUUUGAUUCUUUUACUUCUUGGAAUCUGCUGUGCGUCUUUGUGAAACUUACAAGGACCCAUUCGUGGAAUAAAAUUAAGGACUUCAGCACAGUAUGGCAACACGACGAUGUUUGAUUUGCGUACGGGCAGCCCGUCCCACCCUUCUAUUACAAUCGAAUACUAGACGCUCUAUGCCUGGAAAUAGCAAAAGACACAACUCGUCGGAGGCAUUGGCAGACUGGGAACAACAGCUCGCAAAGCCCUCCUGGUCUGUCCAAUCGCUUUUACCCUCCGACACCCAGCCUACCGACGCGCCAAAGAUUUCAUCGAAGCAACUUCACCACCUCCUACGACUGUCUGCAUUGCCGUUGCCAGCUAGUGCCGAAGAAGAGACCAAAAUGCUAGAUACACUCUCCUCACAACUACAUUUUGUUCGCGAAAUCCAGGAGGUGGAUACCCAAGGAGUGCAACCACUGCGAGCAAUAAGAGACGAAACCUCCGCCGCAGGGAAAGAGCAGGAAAUCACCAUGGAGACCUUGAAAGAUGCAUUGGCUCAAGAAGAUAUCAUUGGGAAGCAUCACAAGCGGAUUCGACGAAGGACGGACAAAAUUGAUGCUAAGGAUGCGGAAGAUUGGGAUGUCCUCGGAUAUGCAGAACGCAAAUCCGGCAAGUAUUUCGUCGUCGAUAGUGGGAAGUCAUGAUGCCCUUCAUCUCACUCAAUUUCACUGUUCUCAUUGCUCAAGUCUCCUUUGCCAAUUAUUGGAUCCAUCAAAGUUUAUGCUUUCCAUGGACACCCAACCACGGACCUAAUAAAUUGGAGGUGGAGGUCCGAGAUCGCUUGCGG
Mytilinidion resinicola is the source of this 846-nucleotide messenger RNA. RefSeq lists its product as uncharacterized. The transcript is spliced from 2 exons. Lineage: Eukaryota; Fungi; Ascomycota; Dothideomycetes; Mytilinidiales; Mytilinidiaceae. The record is from RefSeq and is a predicted model, not a curated record. Gene Ontology annotation, biological process: regulation of translational fidelity; glutaminyl-tRNAGln biosynthesis via transamidation. The coding region runs from base 116 to 703 and encodes 195 amino acids. Gene Ontology annotation, molecular function: glutaminyl-tRNA synthase (glutamine-hydrolyzing) activity.